AGAGAUUCGAAGCUGUAUAGACUCCUUCACCGCCUCGCCCUCGACAAGGAGCUUCUUGGAGGCGCGGAAAGGGCGGAGAGUAUGGUCAGCCUGAGGGGUCUGAGCCUGUGGGCGCUGCUGUCGCUGGCGGUUCCCGGCGGUUGCUUCCCUCACGGGGGGCUCCUUUUCCCCUUCGGCUUGGAGCGAGGCGACGCGGAGUUGGAGCCUGGGGAUGAUGCGAAUUCCCCGCCUUUGGAGCUCAGCACUCCGCUGCACUUCUACGGCUCCAGCGUCAACUCCCUCUAUGUUCUUACUAAUGGCAUCAUUGCAGUGACUGAGCCAUCAAGGGAAGAAGAUUAUCUUGGUCAAUUUCCAGUCAGUUUUGGAGGUAUCGCUCCCUUUUAUGCCGAUUUGGAUACCACAGGAGGACAUGGGAAUGUGUACUAUAGAGAAGAUUCAUCCCCAGAUGUCCUCCAGCUUGCUGCUAAGUAUAUUAAAAGAGGCUUUCCAGAGUCUGCCUUUGAUCCAAGCAAUGUUGUAAUUGUUACCUGGGAUUCUGUGGCUCCUUAUGUAGGAUCUGGAGAAGAUCCCACUUUGGAAGUGAAGAGAAACACGUUCCAGACUGUUUUAGCGUCUUCUGAUUCCAGUUCCUAUGCUGUUUUCCUUUAUCCAGAAGAUGGUUUGCAAUUCUACAGUACACAUUCUAAAAACGCUAAGGAAAUUAUCCCAGCUACUGUUGGCUUUAGUCAGCCCUCUACAAAUUAUUUCUUAUGGGUAAAAGCUGGAACAUACAAUAUAAUUGCUAAUGAAGAAGAAAUAAUUGGAAAUCUGCCAAAGAGCAGCAAUUUGGGAAAACAAGGAGUCUGGGCAUUUGAGAUUGGUGGCUCAGCUAAUAUCCUGCCAGCCAAAAUCACCCAGAUUCCUGCCAGUGCAGAGUAUAGUGACUAUGACCAGUUCCAGGAAGUGGCUACAGAACCAUCAUCUAUAUCACAUCAAGAUUCCAUCGAAGUAAGCCAGCCAGAAGUAUCCUAUGAUAUUUCUAGCAGAGGAGAUCAACUGCACACUAGCUACAAUGUACCUCCACCAGCAGCAGAAGAUGGUUUUCAGUCUUCAUAUCAAACUUUAACAGAAGGUCCUCCAGCUGAGCCUCCACUCCCAACAGGAAAAAGCCCACCUCUCCAGUUUCCAAGCCAGCAAUUUCCCCGGCAGCACACUCAGAUUUUCGACGUGGAAGAAGCUGAUGGCACUGGAAUUGUGUUCCGUUACAGUACAGAUGUCCAGCAAAGCUGUGCAAACAACCGUCAUCAGUGUUCAGUACACGCUGUUUGCAAGGACUAUCCAAACGGCUUUUGUUGCAGUUGUAUUACUGGCUACAAAGGAAAUGGCAGACAGUGUGUAGCAGAAGGUUCUCCUCAGCGAGUCAAUGGGAAAGUCAAAGGACGAAUCUUUGUAGGGCACAACCCAGUCCCAAUUGUAUUUGAGAACACUGACCUUCACUCUUAUGUCGUGAUGAACCAUGGACGUGCAUAUACUGCCAUCAGCACAAUUCCAGAAGCUUUGGGUUUCUCCUUGCUUCCUCUUGCCUCUAUUGGAGGUGUAAUUGGAUGGAUGUUUGCUGUGGAGCAGCAAGGAUAUAAAAAUGGAUUCAGCAUUACUGGUGGUGAGUUUACAAGACAAGCUGAAGUUACAUUCCUUAACAGCAAUGAAAAGCUGACCAUUAAACAAAAAUUCAGUGGAAUCGAUGAACAUGGACAUCUUACAAUCAGCACAGAACUUGAAGGCAAAGUGCCUGAGAUCCCAUUUGGUUCUUCUGUGCAUAUAGAGCCCUACACUGAGCUCUAUCACUCUUCUAGUUCUGUUAUCACAUCAUCGUCUACUAGAGAGUAUACUGUAACAGAACCAGAAAGAGAUGGGGUAUCUCCAUCUAACACAGUUCCCUACCAAUGGCGACAGACAAUCACUUUUGAUGAGUGCAUUCACGACGACUCUCAUCAUUCUCUUUCAGCCACUCAGCAGCUAUCAGUGGACAGUGUCUUUGUCUUGUAUAACAGAGAUGAACAAAUUUUGCGAUAUGCAAUGAGCAAUUCAAUUGGUCCAAUUGAUGGUGCAGGUGAUACAAGCCGCAAUCCCUGCUACACAGGCACUCAUGGCUGUGACACCAAUGCAGUUUGUCGUCCAGGAACAGGCAAUCAAUUCACCUGUGAAUGUUCUGUGGGCUUCCGAGGAGAUGGCCGUGCAUGUUAUGAUGUAGAUGAAUGCCUGGAGCAACCAUCAGUGUGUGGCAACAAUGCAGUCUGUAAUAAUCAGCCAGGAACUUUCCGAUGUGAGUGUCUAGAGGGAUAUCAGUUUUCAGCUGAUGGACGAACAUGUGUGGCUGUUGAACGUGUUAUCAAUCAUUGUGUGACGGGCACACACACCUGUGAUAUCCCUCAACGUGCCCGCUGCAUAUAUUCUGGUGGUUCUUCUUACAUCUGCACAUGUCUAUCAGGCUUCUCUGGAGAUGGACGUUCCUGUGUGGAUGUAGAUGAAUGUCAAUUGAGCCGCUGCCAUCCAGAUGCUUUCUGCUAUAACACACCAGGGUCCUUCAGCUGCCAGUGUAAGCCAGGUUAUCGUGGGGAUGGUUUCCAAUGUGUAACAGGAGAACUAGAGAAGACAAAAUGUCAGCGUGAACAAGAACAAAUUGUGGCCUUGGGGCCAAGAGGACCCAGGCCAGUUGGCCAAUUUGUUCCUCAGUGUGAUGUCUAUGGGAAUUAUUUGCCGACUCAGUGCCACUCUAGCAGUGGAUAUUGCUGGUGUGUAGACAGAGAUGGGAAUGAAAUUGAAGGUACCAGAAGUGGCCCAGGAAUUCGACCUCCAUGUCUAGGCACAGUUGCUCCUCCUACUGCAGUUGGACCCUCUGUAAAACCAGAUACCAUUCCUCUGCCUCCAGGAACACACUUACUCAUUGCUCAGAGUGGAAAGAUUGACCAUGUCCCUCUGGAGGGGAAUGAUAUGAGGAAAUCAGAUGCAAAAGCUUUGCUGUAUGUGCCAGAUAAAGUUGUUAUUGGAGUUGCUUAUGACUGCUUGGAGAAGAUGGUGUAUUGGACAGAGAUCAGCAGCCCAUCCAUCAGCAGAGCAAGCCUAGGUGGAGGAGAGCCCACACCCAUUAUAAAAACAGAUUUGGAAAGCCCUGAAGGAAUAGCACUUGAUCACCUCGGGCGCACCGUCUUCUGGACAGAUUCUCAGCUUGAUAGAAUAGAGGUAGCAAGGCUAGAUGGCAGCCAGCGCCGAGUGCUGUUUGAUACAGAUCUUGUGAAUCCCAGAGCCAUUGUCGCAGAUCCUAUGAGAGGAAAUCUUUAUUGGACAGACUGGAACAGAGAGGCUCCAAAAAUUGAAACCUCAUAUAUGGAUGGCACAAACAGAAGGAUUCUUAUUAAAGAUGAUUUGGGACUACCAAAUGGGCUGACAUUUGACACUUACUCUUCAUUGCUGUGCUGGGUAGAUGCAGGCACCAAAAGGGUUGAAUGUAUGGAUCCCAAUCAGCUUGGUCGGCGAAAGAUCCUUGAAGGAAUCCAGUAUCCUUUCAGCAUUACAAGCUAUGGGAAGAAUUUGUUUUACACAGACUGGAGAAGAGAUGCUGUGGUAGCAGUGGAUCGUACCAUCUCAAAAGAGAAUGAUAAUUUUCAGCCUCAUAAGCGCAGUCGUCUUUAUGGAAUAACUACAGCCUUGGCUCAGUGUCCACAAGGACAUAACUAUUGCUCAGUGAACAACGGAGGUUGUACUCAUUUAUGCCUGGCUACCCCUGGGGGCCGUUCUUGCCGGUGUCCAGACAAUACCAUUGGAGUGGAUUGUAUAGAAAGAAAUUGAAAGAUACAGCCUGGAAUGUGUUGAGGCAGCUGCCACCUUUUGGCAAUAUACUGUCAAAUACUAGUUAAAUGGCCAGCCACAUUCAGAGAAAAAUAUGAUCUUCAUGCUGCCUGCAGCUAGAAACCACAAAGCACACAUGGAACAGCGGUGGCUACAUAAUGAAAUGCUGGUGUAUCUGUGCAACUAUGCAACUUCCCUUUUUUCUUUUAAAGACAAGUUUAGUGACCAGCAUUUAUUAGGUACCAUCUCCUAGUCAAAUUGUUGUACAAACUGUACUAUGGAGCGUUCAAAAGCAUAAGAGACCAGGAUCUCAGAUACCCACGAUAACUUGGUGUGUAAGAGUAUUUUGACAAUUUAUUUACAAAUUCACUUUUUAUAGGUCACCAUUGGUGCAGCUGAGUUGUAAGCAUCUGAAUACAUUGGAAGCUCGAUAUAACAUGUCUGAUUGUACUGUGGAAUCGGAUAUACUGCAGUAUGACCAUGUCUCCCAAGUAAAAUAUUGUAUACCCUAUUUUUCUGUUUGUUAAUACUUUGUUUUUUUAUCCUCUGUGCUCCUUGUGCCUGGGGAGUUCUCCAUUUGCUUCCCCCGGGUGUUUCUGAAUCUUACUUCCUCUCAACAUUUCAAAAAAUCUCUUUUUCUGAUGUCCCCCCCCUUUUUUUUUCUUCCUGACAGUUUUUUUUCUCUUGAGCCUCAUUCAAGUUCUUACAUUACUGUCUGUGGAGCUUUAUUAUUACAGUAACAUUUUUCCCUAUGUUAUCCUUCCUGCUUCUUCCUUCCCACUCACUUCCUCAGUGGGUUUUUUUGCCUCUCUAGGAACCAGUACAGUACUGGCUGGCUUUAACCCUUAUAUUAUAGUUUUCAUUACAGUGCAGAAGCCCUAUAACACAAGUGCAUCCUUGGGCUCCCAACCCCCGUACUAUAAUGAGCUUUCACUAUAUUGGGGCGGUAAAGGCCAGGGAAUGAGUGUGCAGUGGUAGAAAUUAGAAGUGUAAGGUGAUACUUGCAAUAACAAUCAAUAAUUUAAGUGAAGGGAACCCCAUAUUAAAUAGGCUUGUGUUCCAAAAGUAUUUAUAAUUACAAUCACUCCUCUUCCUUCACUACUCAUUUUUAAAGCUGUCAAUGUAAUAUUAUGUCCUUCACCAAAAAAAAGAAAAGAAAAAAAGCAAUUUAAUAUUAAAAAUUGUUUGCUAGUCUGUACAGCUUAGUUGUCUUGAUACCACUUUAGGUAGUUAUUCAGGUUUUCGGUGAUUUCCAAAAGAAACUUUGUGGGGGGAGCAAAAGGGUAUGUGUGAUUCAUUGACCACUUAUAUUGGUCUAGUUCCUCUGAUUUCAGUAGGACAGUAUCAGGGUAAAAUGCCAUUAAAUCAUCUCCCCCUGCUCAAAAUGCCAUUGAAUCACCUCCCUCUGCUCUUUGAAUGGGCUUUUGGAUUUCUACAAAAUAGCAUGAAUCUGAACUUUAAAAAGUGACUUUUCAGAUGGAAACUGUCAGAUAUUUUUCAUUAGCUUUUUAAAAAAACUUUUGAUACAUCCUUAUUUCAUUAGUCUGGUAAUUGUUCAUUUCUAAAUGUUUUUGUUGUAGUUUUAGAUAUACCUUACUUUUUCAGAUGCACUGAGGAUGGUGAAACAAUUAGUGCAUUGACUUCCUGGAUAGAAAAAAUAAUUGGAGCCCACAUUAUGUGUUGGUUGCUAGCAAGCAGAAUGCACUCGUGCUGGAAUUAGCAAAGCAGGAUGUAGGUUAAAGGCUGAUGAGCAUUUCAAAAUCUUUCUUCUAAAGCAUUUUAAGAUGCUGGUAAAGUACAUCAAAAGUAGAACAAACAAUCAUAUGGUGAUCACAACUGCUUCUAAAUACCUAUCUUUAGAGUGCAGCAAUUUAAUAAUAAUAAUAAAAUCUUUAUACCCCAGAAGGCAUUGCUUACAAGGCUACACAAUUAUUAAAGCAGAGCUAAUUUUGAGCCUUCAGCAAUGUGACAAUUUUUUCAUUUUAUAUUUAUCAUUAAAAUAUCAAAUGCUAUAUUAUUUUUUUAAUUUUUGUAUAACUCUUAUAUCUUUAAUGCAUUUAAUUCUAACAUGUCUACAAAACUGUAAAUACCAAAAAAUGUGCUGAACCAAACCAAAGGUGCUUUUUAAUAACUGUUCUUCCAGAGUUAUUUCAAUUUCAGGUGACAACAGAAAAAGUUUACAUGCUGUACAGCUAAUCACAGCAUUGCCAAUAAAAAUGUAUGUUGUUUUUGUAAAAAAAAAAAGUUUUUGUACUUGCAGAAUAACACAGUGUUUUAAUUUUUUUAUUAAAAAUUUUUAGAUACACUUUUUAAACCUAUCUGUAUCUGUGUUGCUGUCUGGCUGCCAGGGUCUAAUACAUACUUUUCUUACAUAGUGGACACAACGAAGUUCUGUAAAUUACUACUGCUUCUACAGAUUUAUCAAAGCAUACUUAGCAAAUUAUUUAUAUGCAAUGCUCUUGGAAAAAUCCAUUAACUGCUAAUUGAGCGUGUAGUAUCUAUUCACAUAAAAUAUUUGUCCGUGUGUAUAAGCCCAGGAUCUAUUGGCAGCAGCCUGUGUUUGUUCAAGGUAACGUGUAUACUACCGUAAACAUAAUUUUGUAAUACCUUGGUUCUGCAGUGGACUAUACAGAUAUGGAGGAGUUCCAUAUAGAAACCAAAGUUGUUGAAAUCCUUAUGCCAGUCCCAGUUGCCUCAUUUUUAGGCAACAGAAGAUUAUGGCUGAGACAGAGAUCCAGAAAGUGUGAAGGGGCAAUUGAUCUACUACCUUCUUACAGAAUUUUAUGCCUAAUACUUGUCCUGGCUUAAUGGUUUUUAAAGAGCAUUGACAGACAUCAAGAAAGAGGACAUUCCUGUGUCCUUUGUGGACUCUGCAGCUCCUCAUACAGAAUUCUGCUCUGUACAAACUUGAGGUGCUACCUGGGCUGGCCUUUUCCCUUAUCUAUGUGCCUUAGUUUUGUAAGGAAAUUUCUUUAUUCUUCACUUGUUUGGGUGUAAAUUACUUUGAUAGGUCACUGCUUUCUAGUGAUGGUCCUACCACUUAGCCAUUUUAUAAGCCUCUGGAGGAUAGAAUUGGAGAGACUAGUUGCUCAUAUUAAAAACAUAACAAAGAAGCCUUAUUAAUCAUGUACCUCAAUCAUUAAUGUGAUAAAUACUAAUAAGAUUUCUACCAUGGCUUAGAGGACUAUUUGAACACAUCUCCUGAAUUCAGUGCUCUACAACAGUGGUUCCCAACCUUUAUGAGCACGGGACCCCCUUUAUAAGCUGAAAAAAAAUUGUGACCCCCUCCCCCCAGGGAGGCAGGCUGGCUACCAGGAAGGAAGGGGGAAAGCAGCCUUUCUUUGCAGGCUUGCUUCUUUUUGCUUCACAAUAAGCCCUCUCCGCUCAUUCUAAGUAAGGGUGUUGCCAGUAGCGGCAGUGCAAGGAGACGGGAAUCAGUGAUAGUAAUCCCCUCUUCUUCCUGGUAGCUCCACCCUCAGCCUCCUUUGGCAUCUGCCAUGUAUUUUAUAGGCAGAUGCCUGCCCUUAGUGCGCCUGAAAGACGCUCUGGAGCUUCAGAAAAGGCCUCCCCUCUUGUUUGGAGCAAGGGGGAGGUGUCAUCUGCAGCGGCAGUGGAAAGCAGACAGUGUAGAGAGAGUGAAGACUUUUUAAAAAAAAUUAAUAAAUUCAUUUCUUUACUGUUCACGGCCCCCUCUGGAUUACUUCGCGGCCCCCCUGGGGGUCCCGGCCCCCAGGUUGGGAACCACUGCUCUACAACAUUAGAUCCAAGUGAGGAUGACUCGUGUUUAAUUUCAUGUGUUGGUAUAGUGGUGCAGAAACCAUUUUCAAUUGAUGUGGCCCCAUAGUACUCUUGUUAAUAUCUAAAAGGGAACCAUGAUAGUUGAUAAAUGACAUGCCAUUGGUGCCAGCCCCCAGGAAAGGGACAGUGCUGGAACCAUGACAUUUGAGUGACCUGUGUGCUGUUUUACAGACUUACAGGAAUGACACAGGACUGAAUUUUGUCCUUUGAUAACAUAUGGAUCAUUCAGGCCUAAAGAGUCUUCGUGUAAGAUUUGUAGUACCAGGAAAAUAAAUGUUUAGAUAUGGUUUACAGACUGGUAUUCAGCACAGUUUACAAUAUUACAUUUUCACGUCCUACAGUCUAGGGCCUGCAUAUCUUAUGAAAACCCUCCUUCCAUAUGUUCCUCUGUGCUUUCACAUGCUUCAUGUCUUCCCUUUUACAGCUGUGAAGAAGAUAAGGUCUUGGAUGUGUACCUUUUCUGUGUUAGCACUAAUAUCUAUGCUUGCAUUGGAAGUGCCUUUAGUCAUCUCUCUGUUGUUGUUUCGCGAACUAAUCAUAACCUAGCUGUUCAGAUAGGUGUUCAAUGCUAGGUCAAGGUGAUUAGAUUUGAACUUUUGCCAUCUGCUUUCGUCACUGAGAAUAUUCUUCUGGCUAUAUUUUAUGUGUAUUUAAAUACUGUUUUAAAAAACAUUUUUAUCAUUUUUAGUAUGUGCAGUGCUUUGUGUUUGACUAAGUAAAUGCUGGCAGUGUAAAUGUUUAUUUAACACCAAAGUCUCCUUAAAUUCCACAGGCUAAGCAAAUGAAAGCCAGCAGUUGGUAUUUGCUAUAUCUCAGAUUUUGGAAUGGUUGAAAAUUGACCCCCAAAGAAACUGAAUAAUCUGAAUUGCUAUUAAAUUGUUUGGACUGGCACUGUCCCAUGCAGUGGGGAAAUGCUUAGCAAUAAACGU
This is a messenger RNA of Rhineura floridana, 8552 nucleotides long. It is a transcript of the gene NID1, whose product is annotated as nidogen 1. NCBI's taxonomy places the organism in Eukaryota, Metazoa, Chordata, Lepidosauria, Squamata, Rhineuridae. The record is from RefSeq and is a predicted model, not a curated record. Bases 82 to 3825 code for a protein of 1247 amino acids. The transcript has 20 exons. Gene Ontology annotation, biological process: cell-matrix adhesion. Gene Ontology annotation, molecular function: calcium ion binding.